AUGAGAGCUGCGAGUGCCGAUGCGCCGCCUUUCAACCCCUCCCAAACAUCCGCAAAUUCAGGCGCAAGCAAGCGCACCACAUCCAAUGGCCAGCAGGUGGUCCUCGACUCGGACGAUGAUUCUCUACCAGACCUUGACUUUGGUCUACCCACCCCCAAAGUCAAGACAAUCGUCACGACCACCACCACACGUUCUAAGCGCAUGUCCGAAGACCAAGAGAACGGUCUACAAAAGCCGGCUAAGAAGGCCAAGGAUAACAAGAGCAAGUUUGAUGUACUUGUAAAGGCGGCCCACAAGAAUCUCGAGACAGAGCGGCAGAUCAAGGAGCACAGUGCGCUUCUGGACCAGUCCCUUGAAGAACACGCAGAUACUACCCUGGCACUCAACGAAGAACUACUUGGCCAAGCUGUGGACGACGACGAUGACCCAGAGAAAGCGCAUCGCCUCCUUCAGGCCAUGCAGAGAACAAAUGCUACACAGAUGGAGAGCGUCUACCAUUUCUUCCAAGAUCACUCGGACUCAAUACAAGCGCAGCCCAAAUUCCCCCUCAGCAGCCUGCCUAAGCAUGGAUGGGCCUCGAUUUUCAAAGUCUACCCAGUACCAGUCGAUGUAGAACUCUCAGACCCCAAGCUGCCUGACAUGAUUCACCAAUACCUGGACAAGUCUUCGAAUUUCCGAAUAGACAAGGACACCGACUACGAGCACCUCACCGCACGUUUGACAUUGCUUGACAUUGCCAUUGGGCCUGGCUUAUUGAACGUCCCGUAUCAGCCCCUAUCAAGUCCAACAACGUCAGAAACCGGCUCGUCUCCAGUCAGGGCUCCAGUGCCAGCGUCAUCAGAAGUCAAAGAUUUCAACAACGAGGUGGAUGCGCUUGCUCGGCAGUUCCAGCUACUCAGCAACUCCAUCGUCGAGGCUGGCGCUGCGGUGGAUCUUACCAUCAUGGACGCCAAAGAUUCUAUAGAGAGACUACGCGCACGACUAGAGCACGCUGUGCGGAUAGGCGGAAAGAAGGUCUACAACGUCUUUGGUGAUGAAGAUGAACACACAAAGCCAAAUCUCAGAAGGUUCUUUAAAAGCACGAGCAAAGACGCGCCGAAGAAGUCUAUCUUCGACGAACAGGACGAUGUAGCGGUAUCACUAGCCGAUGACUUGAAAGCCUGA
Messenger RNA from Alternaria hordeiaustralica, 1164 nucleotides. RefSeq lists its product as uncharacterized. The transcript is spliced from 2 exons. The record is from RefSeq and is a predicted model, not a curated record. The coding region runs from base 1 to 1164 and encodes 387 amino acids. Lineage: Eukaryota; Fungi; Ascomycota; Dothideomycetes; Pleosporales; Pleosporaceae.